Molecule: messenger RNA, 5249 nt
Organism: Solea senegalensis (Senegalese sole)
Lineage: Eukaryota; Metazoa; Chordata; Actinopteri; Pleuronectiformes; Soleidae
Gene: ddx6
Product: DEAD (Asp-Glu-Ala-Asp) box helicase 6
Exons: 14
Coding region: 512-1954 (480 amino acids)
Biological process (GO): cytoplasmic stress granule assembly; P-body assembly
Cellular component (GO): cytoplasmic stress granule; P-body
Molecular function (GO): ATP binding; RNA helicase activity; mRNA binding
Source: RefSeq, a predicted model, not a curated record
GGCGGGUUCAAAUACGAGUGGAAGCCAUCUUGAACGGCUGUUUGUCAAGAGUCGUUCGUAGUCAGCUAAAAAUUGAUUACACUACUCGAACACCACGUAGGGAAUCCGUUAAUGCAGUUAUCCGAGGGUUGGAAACACCAGACUAAGGACGCAGUGGCUCAGUGAAUCUAACGAGGAUGGCUAGCUGAACAGGCGGCUACCACUGAAAAGAUAGUGAUUACUCCUUGGUGUAUGGCUUUCCUGACAACAUUGACAGGUUCCAUUAAUGCCAAGGUCAAAUUUUCAAAAGGAACCUGUGCUUAGAAGUCGAACAAAAUUGGAAAGUAGAUUUGGUUUCCUGACACUUGAUGUCAGAGAGGCAGUACUGUCGAAGAUUUUGGCACUUAACUUAAAUAUAAUUGAAGUCUCAAGAGGGGAAGGACGUUUUGUGGGGUUCUAGUAUAUUGGACUGACGCCAUCCAGAGACUGCGGAGAGGUUUCAUUGCUAUUGGAACACAAACAGAAAGCAAAGAUGAGCACGGCCAGGACAGAGAACCCAGUGAUUUUGGGAUUGUCAAAUCAGAAUGGACAGCUCAGAGGCUCGGUGAAGCCUGCUGGAGCACCAGGUGGAGGUGGAGGAGGCCCACAGCUACUCAACCAGAUGAAAGGCACAAUCAACAAUGGGAAUUCCCAGCCAGCCCCCACAACUGAUGGUGUCAUCAAGCCUGGAGAUGACUGGAAGAAAAGUUUAAAAUUGCCCCCAAAGGACACGAGGAUGAAAACUUCGGAUGUGACUGCAACAAAAGGCAACGAGUUUGAAGAUUAUUGCCUGAAGAGGGAGCUGCUAAUGGGAAUCUUUGAGAUGGGCUGGGAAAAGCCAUCUCCAAUUCAGGAGGAAAGCAUUCCCAUUGCACUGUCAGGAAGGGAUAUUUUGGCUAGAGCCAAGAAUGGCACGGGAAAGAGUGGAGCCUACCUCAUUCCCUUACUUGAACGCAUUGACCUGAAGAGGGACUGCAUACAAGCUUUGGUCAUAGUGCCCACCAGAGAACUGGCUCUGCAAGUUAGCCAAAUAUGCAUCCAGGUCAGCAAACACAUGGGUGGAGUGAAAGUGAUGGCAACCACAGGUGGAACCAACUUGCGUGAUGACAUUAUGAGACUCGAUGAAACAGUACACGUGGUCAUUGCUACACCUGGGAGGAUUUUAGACCUCAUCAAGAAAGGAGUGGCCAAAGUCAAUCAAGUGCAGAUGGUUGUUCUGGAUGAAGCUGACAAACUCUUGUCUCAGGACUUUGUUGUCAUGAUGGAGGAUAUGCUGAGUUUCCUGCCCAAACAGAGGCAGAUCCUGCUUUAUUCUGCAACCUUCCCUCUCAGUGUCCAGAAGUUUAUGAAUGCUCAUUUGCAGAAACCCUAUGAGAUCAACUUAAUGGAGGAGCUUACACUGAAGGGUGUGACUCAGUAUUACGCUUAUGUAACUGAAAGGCAAAAAGUCCAUUGCCUUAACACCUUGUUCUCCAGGCUCCAAAUCAACCAGUCUAUAAUCUUCUGCAACUCCUCUCAGAGAGUGGAGCUCCUUGCCAAGAAGAUCUCACAGCUUGGUUAUUCAUGUUUCUACAUUCAUGCCAAGAUGAGACAGGAGCACCGCAACCGCGUUUUCCACGAUUUCAGAAACGGCUUGUGUCGGAACCUUGUCUGCACUGACCUCUUUACAAGAGGAAUUGACAUUCAAGCUGUGAAUGUUGUGAUCAAUUUUGACUUUCCCAAGCUUGGAGAAACAUACCUUCAUCGCAUUGGUAGAUCUGGCCGCUUUGGACACUUGGGCCUUGCCAUCAACCUCAUCACCUAUGAUGACCGCUUCAACCUGAAAGGGAUCGAGGAGCAGCUUGGAACAGAGAUCAAGCCCAUCCCUGGCAUCAUCGACAAGAGCUUAUAUGUGGCAGAGUACCACAGUGAGAGUGGUGAAGAAGUCAAGCCUUGAGCCAAUCAGUCCAUCCUCCAUUCUCCCACAUACCUAUUUCACCCUCACCCACCCCACCCACCCUGUCCUGGAUCUUUUUUCUUUUUCUUUUUUUAAAUGUACAGUUUCUGUCCGUCUUUUUUUGGAUGCUACCAUAAGGAACGUGUAUUUUGAUGGAUUCAUUUUUGGAAGAACUCAUUUGCCCUGUUUCAGGGCUACAUGCUGCACCACCACACCUGAAGACGUACGCACCGUGAGGAAAGCACGGGACCAAGGAGAAAAAUCAGUGCACGAUUCAUAUCGGCUAUUGACACAAAGCCAGCGCCAACAGACCCCACCCUCCCAUUCUCCACCUUUUUAUUUCUUGAAAGUUUUAACCAAUUUGUAUCAAGUGCCUUAACAAGCCGUUCAACUCAUUCUAAAGGUAAUAACUCGUCCUAGUCCUUUCAUAGAGCUCACUCAAAACACACUUUCACCUAAUUGAAAAGUUGUUACACUAAUGCCUGACCACCCAGGUGAAUACAUUACCAUGUUUGUUUGUUUCAUCCGUUUUGAAAAGAAUGGAAACGAUGAGGGAUACCGGUCAUCUUAUUUCUCUCCAUUUGCUGGCUUUGCUGCACUCGAGUCUGGCUGAUCAGUGAGGACAAAACUUGGAUUUUUUUCCAUGGACAGAGAUGCCGGAUUAUUUUCCAAGACACAGCCAGACUGUCCAGUUGCUCGUGCAGAAGCGUUUGCUUCUAAAAGACCCAGACCCUUUCCUCCGUCUUCAGUCAGAACACUACAAAACAAAAAAAGCAGCAUCUCAACACCAUGAGUCAUGAGGAUUCCAGUUUUGGUGGAAUUUAAUCAGAGGGACUUUCCUUGUAUUUGUUUUUUUGUUUUUUUUUGUCCUGUGUUUCACCUUCCUAUGGAUGGCCAUGCUUAAUUCUGCAAGACGUGCAGUAGACGUGGGGUGCACCAUACACCUUGUGUAUAUACCUUAAUUUUAAGAUUGUUUUAAACUAGUUGAAAAGGCUGGCUGACAAGCUGCAAGUUUGUUUUUUCCUCCCCUUUCUUCUCUCUUGUUAGCACUGGAGGCUUUUUUUUUUUCCUUGACUGCCAGUUUGUUUGAUCUGCAAUAUCGGCCUUUGACUUUAUUUAUAAUUUUAAAACAAAUUGCAGACUUUAUUGAGAAUCUAAACAUUGAAAUGACCUUGUGCAAGAAAUGUUUUUUCGGAGGCAGAGUUCAUUGCGGAUAAUCUUUUUAGCCCCUCCACAUGUAAUGGCUAGUGCAAUUCUUCGAAGCUGCACUUACAAGUGAGAUCGUUUUAAAGAAUCACCCUAAUUCUCCUGCUGCCAGUGUUAACAAGUGUCGGGUCUCGGCAAAUGGCUCUGUUAAGCUUGUGCGUUUUGAGUAAAAUGAAUUAUUUUGUUGUCACCAGCCUGAACUAGUGAAACUGACUCUUGAGACUCACUCCAGGAUCUCCAGGUAUGGUGAGUCUUUUCUUCAAAAAGGACAUAUUCUAUCUUGUAGGCGUACUACACCUCGCUGCAGUGCAGCUGAAUUGGCAGAGAAUUAGCUUUCUGGAGGAGGUAUUAGCUGUUACGUUGACCUGUGCUCUUUAAGCACAGUUACAUUACAAACGUUGGGCAGGAUGCUGCGUUUUUAUUUCCAUAUUAUUUUUUAGUUUUUCUUGUCGAAUAGUGCCGGCCUCAUGCAUCAAAACAAACCAUCGGACCCUAAAAUGUAGCAGGAAUUCAUUCUCUGUGCUUUUGCGAUUUUUGGCUGGCGUUCGUACAACCAGCUAACAAAAGGAUGCUUUUUCUGGAAAACAACCUGAGCCGGUUGGACUGCACUUAAAACACACAGAGAUAUGGCUUCAGGCAAUAAAACUCACUGCACUGGGUUUUUUUUUUUGUACACUCACGAUGCUCAAAAGGGGGAAAGAAGUGUACAUUGGUGCAGAUAUUAAGAGGCCGUGAAGGAGGGAAUGGGCAUGAAGGAUUACAAAAUUACUGUUAGACUGCUUGUUUAAGGAAAAAAACUUGGGCACCUCAGUCUGCUGAGGUUACAGCUUUUUUUUUGUAAUUUUCUCUGCCCUCUUUUGCUUUGAACUUUUGGGUAACCUAUUUUUGGGUUGAGAUUUUUUUUGCUUUUUUUAUGCAACAUUACAGCCUCGAUUUGCAUUAAAGUUCCCUGAUCACUCAUGCGUGGCCAGAAACAUUGUGCAAAACUAGGUUCCCCUUUAUUAUGGUGAGAUGCUCUCCCAACGGUUCUAAACAAUGAGAAAUGUUAUGCACAUUUAGUUUAAGCUAUUUUUAAAACGAUCAGUGUGAAAAUGUUAAGUUGAAGAUGACCUUUUUUUCAUUGUUCAGAACUGUGAUCCCUGUUCUCUCAAUUUUGUUGUCGUCCCCCGGGUACUUGCACAUUCAAUUUGGCUGUUGGGAGUCUUUUUUUUUUUUUGGGGGGGUGGGGUUGGGUUCUUUAAAAAUAAAUAAAAUUAUUAAGACAUUAGUUGAGUGAACAGGGAUCAAAUUUUUGCAGGCAUUUGGCAGCUGUCUGCUUUUUGUCAGCCUGCUGGUUGUUAUUGCCGCGUUGAUGCUGUUUUAUUUUUUUAAGGCAGCAAAUCAACAACCUUUUCACACCUUGGUGAAUCUCUUCCUUGUGAUGAGAAGCUGCUUUUUCAACCAGCGGCUGUCAAUGCAACCUUAAAGACUGAGACAAGAGCAUCUCGCCCUCAGAUUGGGUGACUAAUUGGAAACUUUGUGUAACCAAAAUCGUCUCAUUCUUUAAGGUCCUUUUAAAAAAAAAAAUUUGGGGUGGUUUGAAAUUAGUGCACUUGCUGCCCUGAUGCAGACGUUCGUCCUCGCUCUCUCAACAGUUGUGGAAACAGCUCUUGUGUGCUGAUUUGCCAUCGAGGAGGAUGCGAGAGCGACUCCUCGUGAGUUUCCCUCAGAACUGCUGCAUCAGUGGAACAUAACGGGGAGGGGCCUUCGGGCGUAACAAAAGAAAAAAAGAAACAAUGACAUGAUCCAAAGUUAAGAUAAUGGGUAUAAAAAAUGUUUGAACAAAGUUGCCCUUAGAUUUGGAUUCUUUCUCUUUUUUUCCUUUUCAAACGAAACUUAAAAGUGGAGUUCACCUUAUUUGAAAAGAAAAAAGUAUCCAAAUUUAAGUGAAGAAAUUGAAGCCUGAGUUCGUUUUUUUUAUUUGUUGGACAUUUGGUCAUUAUGUAAUUGGCAGAUUGUUCAGUGAAGCUAAUUUUACAAUGGACUUCAGUUCAUAGGAUGUCAUGAUUAUUGGGCACAUUUGGUUUAAAAUAAAGCUCACUGACAUUUA